Molecule: messenger RNA, 891 nt
Organism: Lathyrus sativus (Indian pea)
Lineage: Eukaryota; Viridiplantae; Streptophyta; Magnoliopsida; Fabales; Fabaceae
Source: the annotation of a GenBank genome assembly
AUGAAUGCUUCCAAUUCCAUUUCCACCACCAUCAUCUUCUUCACUUUCACUUCCUUGCUCUUUCUACCUUCUUCCCUACAAGUUUCCAAUCACAACACAUUAGUAUACAAAACUUGUUCAACUCAAACCUUCAACCAUCAAACUUACUCUCAAUCACUCACCUCCUUAUUCCAACUACUCAUAACACAAUCCUCUCCAUACAAGUUCUUCAAAACCAACCAAGCUAUCGACGAUAACACCUUCCUCUCCGGCUUCUUCCAAUGCAGAAACGACAUCAACAAACAAGAUUGUUUCACAUGUGUAACAUCUUUACUUCCUCACAUCAUAUCAAACACCCUAUGCAGUGAUUCCACGUCGGCGCGAAUACAGCUCGGAGGUUGUUACGUUCAAUAUCAAACUGAACAGUUUCAAGAAACAACUAUUCAUGCAUCCAAAAAUAACUAUAUGUCUCACAAGAUUUGUGGAGGAACUGCUGUAGAGUAUUACGUUGAGUUUAAAGAGUUGAUGGAUGAAGCAUUCAUGAUACUGGAAAAUGGGAUUAUAAAUAGUGAUGGGUUUUACGCAACGGAUUAUAAAAAGGUGAAGUUGAUGGCACAGUGUGAAGGUGAUUUGAGUAGUUGUGCAUGUAGUGAAUGUGUUGGUGACGCAGUGAUGGUUGCUAGGGAAGAAUGCGGUAGUUCAGUUUCUGCAGAAAUAUAUCUUGAUAACUGUUUUAUAAGCUAUGCAUACAUGCAAAAAUCAGGUAAUGGUGAUGAUGAAAACUCUGAUCAAGGGGCAAACAUAAACAAUACCAAAAAGGUGGUAGCAAUAAUUGUUGGAGGAGCUGCAACUCUAUUUUUGGGUCUUUUGUUUGUAUCGAUGCUUAACUGCAAAAAAGAUGACUAUGAGUAG